Molecule: messenger RNA, 2234 nt
Organism: Punica granatum (pomegranate)
Lineage: Eukaryota; Viridiplantae; Streptophyta; Magnoliopsida; Myrtales; Lythraceae
Source: RefSeq, a predicted model, not a curated record
AAAAAGGUCGUAAGGCCUCAAGAGAGGAGGGGAGGUGGCCGGCAGUGGGGGCCUUGUUGGCCUCCACCCAUCGGAAUCAAAAACCCUCAACUUAGGAGGUUUUUUUAAUCCAACCAAUGGGCGACUCAACGCCAGCCUCCACCCCUCCAACGGGGGUCACUGGCUACCUGCGACCCCAAUUGGAGGGGGGUUGUGUGGUUUGUUAGGGGCUGGCGUCGAGGCCUCCACCUGUCAGAAUCGAAAAACUCCGGUGAUAUCACGGCCGAUCAGGGACCAGAUAGAAAAUAUCCUCAGUAGAAAUUAGAAGUGAACGGCUACGCAGAGUAACCAAACAAGCCAUUCCCUUCUCAGUUCUUGCUCACUCGCACUCUCUCUCCCCGCACACGGCAGCGUCCGUCUGUUUGGCGCGCGCUCGCUCUCUCUCUCUCUCUCCCCCUCCCUCUUCCUCCCAUCGCUCGCGCGUUGGCUUUCUCCAUCGGUGCAUUCCUUUCAACCUCAUCCUCAGAACCGAGCUCUCCCGUCGUCCAUCUCCUUUCCUGUCACUUCUAAAAAUUUGGGUCAGGUGAGACACAGGUCUGUGUCUGAAAACUGCUGCAUAAAUGCUGUAGGGAUAGCAUGAACAACGGUGAUGGAAAGCGUCUGAAUGGGGAAGCCGAGGAAGAGGAUGAAGACGAUUUGGACGGGGAAGGCCGUGAGGCUUGGGAGCGAACCUAUACUGAUGAGAGAUCGUGGGAAUCUCUUCAAGAGGAUGAGUCUGGGUUACUCUGCCCAGUUGAUGACAAGAUCCUCCACCAUGCACAGUAUCGCAGAAGACUUCGCUCUCUGUCUUCCACUACAACUGCUUCUCGAAUCCAAAAGGGUCUCAUUCGGUAUCUUUACAUCGUUAUUGAUCUUUCCAAGGCUGCAGCAGAGAUGGACUUCAAACCAAGUCGAAUGGCUGUAGUUGCAAAACAUGUCGAGGCCUUUGUCAGGGAGUUCUUUGAUCAGAAUCCUCUCAGUCAAAUCAGUCUAGUAACCAUUAAAGAUGGAGUUGCUCAUUGUUUGACAGAUCUUGGUGGAAGUCCUGAAUCCCAUGUAAAAGCCUUGAUGGGUAAGUUGGAGUCCUCUGGUGAUUCCUCAUUGCAGAAUGCCUUAGACCUUGUUCAUGGCUAUCUUACUCAAAUUCCAUCAUAUGGUCACCGGGAAGUAUUAAUUUUAUACUCGGCUCUUAGUACCUGCGAUCCUGGAGACAUAAUGCACACCAUCCAGAAAUGCAAGAACGCAAAAAUAAGGUGUUCUGUCAUCGGUCUGUCUGCUGAAAUUUUUAUAUGCAAACACAUCUGCCAAGAAACUGGAGGCCUGUACUCUAUUGCAUUGGAUGAGUCCCACUUCAAAGAGUUAAUAUUGGAGCAUGCACCCCCUCCGCCAGCUAUAGCUGAAUUUGCAAUUGCUAGUUUAAUCAAGAUGGGCUUCCCUCAAAGAGCAGCAGAAAAUGUUAUCUCAAUAUGCGUAUGCCAUAAAGAGGCCAAGGGUGGAGGAUACACUUGUCCAAGAUGCAAGGCGAGAGUGUGUGAGCUCCCUGCUGAAUGUCGUAUUUGUGGACUUACCCUUGUUUCUUCUCCCCAUUUGGCAAGAUCAUACCAUCACUUAUUUCCAAUCAUGCCAUUUGAAGAUGUGGCUCCCACACAACACAAACUACCCAAGACUUGUUUUGGUUGCCAGCAGAGUCUUCUGAGUUCAGGAAGUAGAACUACCCUCUCUGUUACCUGCCCUAAAUGCCGACGAUGCUUCUGCUUUGAUUGCGAUAUUUAUAUUCAUGAAAGCCUGCAUAACUGCCCAGGCUGUGAGAGCUUAAGGCAUUCUAAAUCUGUCAACACUGCCGAAGCGUGAUGGCUCAUGUUGGAUAUAGAAAUGUUCCAAAGUGCAGAAAGGAAGGCCGCCCUCUUAACUGCUUUUUUGAGCAUCUUAGGUUUCAUUCACAAUAUGAGCUCAAGCAUCAGGGAAGUCGAAUGGCCGAAUUUCAGCCAUUGAAGAGAAUGUGCAAGAUUGUGGUGGUUCGGAUAUUGAUAUUCUCCUUUUCCUGGUGGUGAUGGAAAUCAAAAGCUUUUGACAGCUUGUGUCUGUUUUGCUAGACUCGUUAUUGGGUCUCUCAUUCUCGAUAAAUCAUGUAUUUUUUAUUAUGUUGGAAGUGAUUCCCCACCUGACUGCUGAUUAGAGCCGUGGCAUUAGUUGCAUUUUCCUUUUUAGAUCAGUUA